AUGACCAUCUAUAUUCCCGUACGGCCGGCGCGCCUUCCGGGCAGGCGUAUAGCAGUGGGCUGCCAGCUGCCGCUUGGCUCGUACGAUAAUUGUGUCACGUGGCGAUCGCGCAAAAUUGAUAACACAAUGGCUUCGAAACCUAAAUCUCGAACUGGUCCGUAUAAAAGAUAUUGUUCUGUGUACGGAUGUCUGAAUAAACGGAAGAACAACGAAUCAGAAAUAACAUUUUUUAAAAUUCCGAAGGAUAUUGAAAGACGACAAGAAUGGCUAGCAGCAAUCGACAGAGAAGAUUUACUGGACGAAAAAAAGUUAAAGAUGGCCAAAAAUUACUAUGUUUGUUCUGCACAUUUCGAUGACUUUGCAAUCAUGACUUCUAUUUUGAAGCGGCUGAAGAGUGAUGCAGCACCCACGAAAUUAUUACCUGAUAAAUCUCAGAAAAAUAUUCCACCAGACGCCACGAAGAAAGAUAAAAUAUUGGUUCCCACUUAUAGCCACAAUGAAUCACAAACCGAUACCCAAGAAGAAAAAGGAAUAGAAUUUGACAAAAAAGUACGAAUAUUAUCAAAUGAAAUAAUUAAAAUUGAAAAACCUGAGCUUACUUGUACUUCAAUGCAAACAGAUUUAAUUGAAACAUCAAAUAAAAUGACACAGACAGAAUUAGACUUAUCUGACAAACCCCCAAGUAAAAGAAAACUGAAAGACUUGUGACUGUUAAAUGCCAACGGAAGCGAUUGGAGCAUGAAGUUUUAAAAAUUUAAAGAGUUAGAAGCAAAAAAUGCAUCUUUACUCUCUCCAGUCCCGAAGACAAAGUACCUCAAUGAUUUAUGAAAUUGAUUGAGUGGCAAAACAAUUUUAAGCACUAUUUAUACGAAAAUCCUGGAAGUGAAAUAUUUAAAUUUAUGCUGCAAGAGAUUCAAAUAACUACAUUGCCAUGUUCGUGUUUCCCUGUGGACUAUUUAUUAAGAUUGUUAGUGAGACUUCGUAUACUUUCGACUCUGAGAUUUUAAAUUGGGGAAAUAAUCAAUCAAAUAAUACUUAAAAGUAAAACAAUUAUAAGAUCAUUUUGUAAUAAACGCAUUUGAUUUUUGUACUUAUUUGUUUUUUAUUUCGUUGCAAAUUUCCAAUUAAACGCCCAUAUCGGUCCAAUAAACUAA
This is a messenger RNA of Cydia fagiglandana, 1154 nucleotides long. RefSeq names its product 52 kDa repressor of the inhibitor of the protein kinase-like. The transcript is spliced from 3 exons. Lineage: Eukaryota; Metazoa; Arthropoda; Insecta; Lepidoptera; Tortricidae. The coding region runs from base 1 to 708 and encodes 235 amino acids. The record is from RefSeq and is a predicted model, not a curated record.